CAAACUUUCGGAUAACCUUUAUAAAUAAAGCACCUACCAACCUAACUACCAAAGUAUAAAAAACCUUAUUAGUACCAUACCAUACCUAACCGAUAAGUAAAAUACACAGCAAUACCCAUGAACCGCAGCAUAACUAUUCGUGCCACGCAGGCGCUUCGCCACCGUAUCGCUCUUCCAUCAUGCCGUCAUUUUCGCGCUGACUUCACCACUGGACCCAACUCCUCGUCUAGCUCAGGCCCUGGCUGUAGCACUGACCCUGGAUGUGGUAGCUCCAGUGACGGCUCUGGAUCUAAAACGAAAGCCUCGGAAUACGAUAAGCGCAAAUUCCAGCAAGAGUCAUCAAAAAACGACAUUGAACCUCCAUUCGAUGUGCCGAGCGGCGUGCCCAGCGGAGUGUUCCGGUGUACUGAGAACGAAUGCCUCGGCCCAUGCGCGGGCGCACACAAAUGUGGCGACUACAAGAACCCCGAGUACUUCUCGUACCACAGCACGAGCUUCGCGGACCUGAACCUGGCGCUGCAGCGGCACCGCCUGCCCGUGCCCGACGCACGGAGGAAGCGAUAGGUACGCACUGACCUAUCUGACCUAUCCGGGGACGGGUUACCUGCUUGACUUA
Molecule: messenger RNA, 616 nt
Organism: Plutella xylostella (diamondback moth)
Lineage: Eukaryota; Metazoa; Arthropoda; Insecta; Lepidoptera; Plutellidae
Cellular component (GO): respiratory chain complex I; mitochondrion
Source: RefSeq, a predicted model, not a curated record